AUGGUUUUAAAGAAUAAUUUGGAAAAAUCCUUAAAAGUCUUGGAAACGAGAAUUAAGGAGUUAGAGCAAAGUAACGAAGGGUUACGUUCACAAUUAAAAUAUUUAGAAGAAAAGGUUAGAGAGCGAGAAGAAGAAACCAAGGCCAAUAUUGAUAAUUUGGAAGAAAAGCUUAGAGAAACCAACGGAAAUAUUAAAAAUUUAGAAGAAAAGGUUAAAGAAGAUGCCAAAGCCAAGCAAGUAAUUAUUAAUAAUUUAGAAGAAAAGAUUAGAGUACGAGAAGUAUCCAAAGAAAAGCAAGAAAUUAUUA
Molecule: messenger RNA, 307 nt
Organism: Funneliformis mosseae
Lineage: Eukaryota; Fungi; Glomeromycota; Glomeromycetes; Glomerales; Glomeraceae
Source: the annotation of a GenBank genome assembly